This is a messenger RNA of Clupea harengus (Atlantic herring), 1008 nucleotides long. It is a transcript of the gene med8, whose product is annotated as mediator complex subunit 8. Gene Ontology annotation, cellular component: core mediator complex; mediator complex. NCBI's taxonomy places the organism in Eukaryota, Metazoa, Chordata, Actinopteri, Clupeiformes, Clupeidae. Gene Ontology annotation, biological process: regulation of transcription by RNA polymerase II. Gene Ontology annotation, molecular function: transcription coregulator activity; RNA polymerase II cis-regulatory region sequence-specific DNA binding. The record is from RefSeq and is a predicted model, not a curated record.
AACCCUCUCUCAUCCAGAAAUCGAGACCGGAAGCGACCUGCACUAUUUAUGCUAGUUUGCUGAAACCUACAAACUACUAAGCGGCCGGCAAUGCAGCAACGUGAAGAGAAACAGCUGGAGGCAGCCGUCGAAUCGCUGACCAGCAGAGUUGCCCAUGUGAAAAAUUCCCUGCAGAGUUUUAUCUACAAACUGGAGAAUGAAUAUGAACGACUAACAUGGCCCUCUGUGCUGGAUAAUUUUGCCCUGUUGUCCGGUCAGCUCAACACAAUCAAUAAGCUGUUGAAAAAUGAUAAGACCCCAUCAUUUCGAAACCAGGUCGUAAUCCCCUUGCUGUUGAAUCCGGACCGUGAUGAGGACCUUGCUAAACUGACAGAGCAGCGUGUCCCCGUAUUCAGUCAUGAGAUUGUGCCAGACCAUCUGAGAACCAAGCCAGACCCAGAUGUGGAGGAGCAAGAGAAGCACCUUAGUACUGAGGCUGUCCGAAUCGGACCAGAUGCUGCACAGAAACAGAUACAGACACUGAACAAACUGUGUUCAAGCUUACUGGAGAAGUUGAACAACCCUAGAGAAGAUCGGGAAUCGGAGAAUGCAGCUCUACGCCAGAACAAACCAUCCUUCAACCCCGCGGACACCACUGCACUGGUAGCAGCCGUAGCCUUUGGGAAGAACCUGUCCAAAUGCAGACCUCCUGGACCCGUGGCUCCUGGACACCCAGGGCAGGGCCCUAUGAUGACUGGCGGUCCUACCCUGCAGCAGGUCACUAUCGGCGGAGCCUCUGGCCACCAGGGGGCCAUUGGAGGACAAGGGGCCCAGCAGACUGGACAGCCUGGGAAAAUGCCGAGCAACAUUAAGACGAAUAUCAAGUCUGCCUCAGCUUCGAUGCACCCAUACAACAGAUGAGCUUCACAAAUCAAGGUCUUGGUGGAUUGAUGAGAGAGAACUGUGUUGUGUUCAUUACAUUUGUUUUUUGUGUUUACUAUAAAUCAUGUUAUGUCAUUUGUAAAUAAA